This is a messenger RNA of Dicrocoelium dendriticum, 468 nucleotides long. Lineage: Eukaryota; Metazoa; Platyhelminthes; Trematoda; Plagiorchiida; Dicrocoeliidae. The record is from the annotation of a GenBank genome assembly.
AUGCGCUGGCCGAGACGGAGGCCUAGUUCGGAAGGUUUGCUUUGGGACUCACCGGUGGUUGUCCGUGUUCCUCCGGUUGUGCUUCCUGAGGUUGGUGCGGAGUUGACGGAAAGUGACUUGGUGUCCGAUGGGACGACCACUAACCGGGAUUCAGAUCAAACCGAAGCGGCCCUUGAACCAAAUCUCUUGCAGUUUUCCUAUGAGGAACAGUACCGUUCAUUCCUGGACGGUCUUUGGCGUGAUUCUGACCCGGACGGAGUGUGCAGUAUCGAGGAGGGACACUGUGAAGCGGAAAGCCCAAACCUUCGGGGAGCAGACGCUGAUGGGCAACGGUGUGAGAGCAAAUUGCGUUCACGGGACGUUCUCGGAGUGUCGGGAAGACAAAUGAAGACGGAUCUUCUUUGGAAGGAUCACCAUUGGUGUUCUUCCUAUCCCCAGGAUCUUUCUUACACAUUCCCUGGAACUUGA